Symbiodinium necroappetens is the source of this 702-nucleotide messenger RNA. Lineage: Eukaryota; Dinophyceae; Suessiales; Symbiodiniaceae. The record is from the annotation of a GenBank genome assembly.
AUGGCCGCUACAAAACGGAGAAGACUUCCGGAGGUGGACAAGGAGAACCUUCCUGGAAAUGUUUGUUCGCGCAACAAGCACUGUCAUGCUGGUGAUGAGAAGGUGAAGACGGUGGAAGAGAUCUAUCAAAAAAAGAGCCAGCUGGAGCACAUUUUGCUGAGGCCGGACUCCUAUGUCGGAUCCAUCGAGCGACAAACGCAAGAGCACUGGGUGCUUGAUGCCAGCAAAAGGAUGUCAAAGAGAAGCCUUGAGUAUGUGCCUGCAUUGUACAAGAUUUUCGACGAGAUCUUGGUAAAUGCCGCGGACAAUCUCAUCCGAGAUCCGACCCAAAACAUCAUCCGGGUCGAGGUCAAGCGCAAGGAGGGCUCUCUAAGUGUUUGGAACAACGGUGCUGGCUUGCCGAUUCAGUUGCACCGGGAGCACAAGUGCUACGUCCCUGAGCUGGUCUUCGGUCAUCUGCUCACAAGCGACAACUAUGACGACAGCGAGAAAAAGGUUGUCGGCGGACGUAACGGCUAUGGCGCCAAGUUGACCAACAUUUUUUCGACAAAGUUCGUUCUGGAAACAGCAGACUCGAGGAGCGGCAAGAAGUACAAGCAAGUCUGGGAGAAAAACAUGACCGUUUGCCACAAGCCAAGCAUUACUCAGAAUAAGUCUGAGGACUUCACUCAGGGCAGGAAGGAAGUAAGUCUAAGCUUUUAG